Messenger RNA from Danio rerio (zebrafish), 3112 nucleotides. NCBI's taxonomy places the organism in Eukaryota, Metazoa, Chordata, Actinopteri, Cypriniformes, Danionidae. The record is from RefSeq and is a predicted model, not a curated record.
UAAUUAGUUUUUUUAAUUAGUUUAAUUAGUUUAACUUCAUUUUUAAAGUCAUCCAAGCUUGUUUUAAGUCAGUUUAAUAAAUAUAAGUUAAAACAGGCUAAUUUAAUUUGCCUGAAGAAAAAAAUGUAACAUUGUAUAAAUAUUAUCACAUUGAGUUAGCAUUAUCUGUUAGCCGAGCAUGCACUGGUAGUCAAGUCAGUCUGUCGUGAGAUCUCCCUUAAUCUCUUUAGUCUGGCAGGAACAUCAAGAGUUUUAAUUAGCUGAGAGCUCUUUCUAAAUGUGGACCCAGAGCCAAAUAUACACUAUACAAACAGAGCAAGAAUAUCUCCAGAAUAGCCUAGAAAUUAUCAGUAUUAAAGUACAUUUUGACUGUGAGCCAAUCAAAUAGUAGACAAUAAAAUAAAUAGAAGUAAUAUAAAUAUAAGGAAACAUCACAUUACACACCUUCAACUGUGCAAAUUUAGAGCAGGACCACGAUUGGUUGACUGUGCGAGAAGGCUUCUGAUUGGUCAAUAAACAAGGGAAAUGGGCUGUUCCUGCGAGGGAAUUAAUCGAGCUUCGAGAAUUAAUUGAAGCAGCUUGGAGUUCACACAUCGGCAGCAACAGGAUAAGGAGAGUCAAAGGAUUAAUCUGGAUGGGAUCGCCAUGUUCAGCACCUUAAAAACGAUUUUUUGGCCCAGAGCUGCAGUAGCGGUCGCACAGAGCCCUGGACCACCAGCUUCAACAACAACAACACCUCCGGUAAAGCAGGAGGAAAAGCCAGAGCCAAAAAAAGAUGAAGAAAAGAAAGAAGAGAAAAAAGAAGAGCAAAAGCCCACUGAAACUGCUCCAGCGUCUGCACCAGCUCCUGCUCCAGGAUCUGCACCAGCUCCUGCCCCAGCGUCUGCACCAGCUCCUGCUCCAGCGUCUGCACCAGCUCCUGCUCCAGCGUCUGCACCAGCUCCUGCUCCAGCAUCUGCACCAGCUCCGGCUCCAGCAUCUGCACCAGCUCCGGCUCCUGCCCCAGCAUCUGCACCAGCUCCAGCAUCUGCACCAGCUCCAGACCCUCCUAAACCAGCAGAUCCAGCCAAUCCUGGAGCAGAAACUGCUGGUGAAGAUGGACCCCCUUCACCUCCAACUCCACCAGUCGUCUACUACAGAUACACUGACGACCAACUGCGGGACAUCGUCAAGAAAAUGCGGGAGAGGACAGAGCUUUAUAAAGAGAAAAUCGUCGACCCGUACGCCUCGUCCCCAGAGCGCACACCACCCGUCACACCAGUUUACCGAAAGGAAGACUGGAUCAGAAAACAAGAAGAGGAAAGAAUAAAACGAGAAGAGGCUGAGCAGAAGAAAAAAGAGGAUGACGCCAAGAGAGCUGCAGCGAAGAAGGAAAAGGAGGAGAAAGAAAAGAAGGAGAAAGAGGAAAAACUGAAAGCAGAGAAAGAGGCAGCUGAUAAAGAGGCAGCUGAGGCCAUGUUUCCUAAAAUCAAAUGCACAUGUAUAGACACCCUUCUUAAACCAUUUGAAGACAAAAUGGACUCGUAUUUGGGUGCAACUAUUGACCCUUUUACAGAUCGGAGGUAUAUUAAAUGGCUGAGCGUCGUCACAGUUGCGUUUAACUAUAAUGUUUGGUUGGCCACGGCACGCUUGUGUUUUCCCUACCACACUCCUGCCACCAUUCCCUUCUGGAUCCUAUUCGAUUUACUGGCAGACCUGGUGAACGUCAUCGACAUCACUAUGUUUCAGCCGCGGCUUCAGUUUGUGAAAGCAGGAGACAUUAUAAAAGACAGAGUACAGACAAAACAGAACUACAGAGAAUCUGCCAGAUUCCAGACAGACCUGAUAAGCAUCAUACCGUUUGACUUGCUGUGUUUCCAGUUUGGAUUUACAUCAUUCUUUAGGCUAAACCGAUUUAUGCGGUAUCAAUCAUUUUUUGAGUUCAGUGAUCGUCUGGAAAGCAUCAUGGCUAAGGCGUAUAUCUGGAGAGUUGGCCGCACUACUGGAUAUCUGCUCUACUGUCUUCAUAUCAACUCCUGCCUCUAUUAUGUGGCAUCAGAAUAUGAGGGUCUGGGCAGCAGUAGGUGGACAUAUGAUGGACUAGGAAAUGCAUAUCUGCGCUGUUAUUACUUCGCCACUCGUACCCUGAUCACUAUCGGAGGUCUGCCGGAGCCCCAUACGCUCUUCGAGAUCGUCUUCCAGCUUGUCAACUUCUUUACUGGAGUCUUUGUCUUCUCCAGCCUGAUUGGACAGAUGCGAGACGUCAUUGGAGCAGCUACGGCAGGUCAAACGUACUUCAGAGCAUCUAUGGAUUCUUGCGUGGCGUAUAUGAACACCUACACCAUUCCCAAACUGGUCCAGAGCAGAGUUCGCACCUGGUAUAACUACACCUGGGACUCCCAGGGCAUGCUGGAUGAAUCGGAGUUAUUAGACAAGAUGCCGCUGGUGAUGAGAACAGCAAUCGCUGUGGAUAUCAACCUCGCUACUUUCCAGAAGAUUGACCUUUUCAAGGGUUGUGACAACCAGAUGCUUGUGGACAUGUUACUGCGUCUGAAAUCUAUUGUGUACCUGCCUGGAGACUUUGUGUGCAAGAAGGGAGACAUUGGGAGAGAAAUGUACAUCAUCAAGGCUGGAGAAGUGCAGGUCAUCGGUGGACCGGAUAACAAGAUUGUGUUUGUGACUCUGAAAGCAGGCUGUGUGUUCGGGGAGAUCAGUCUCUUACAGUCGGCAAAAGAUGGCGGAAACAGAAGAACAGCAAACGUUGCUGCUCAUGGAUUUGCCAACCUCUUCGUGCUGGAUAAGAAAGAUCUUAAUGACAUCCUGAUCCAUUACCCAGAGUCUCAAAAAGUCCUGGCCAAGAAAGGACGGAAACUGAUGAAGGCCAAAGGCAAAGCUGCUCCUACAAAGGAUGAAGGAGAGAAGAAGAAGGGAUUGGCUUUGUUUGGACCCAAACCUCCCACUCCCAAAAUGUUGCGUGCUUUUGGAGGAUUCGGGAAAGGAGGUUUGCUGGACAAGCUGAAGGCUCAAGCAGCGGAAAAAAAGAAUUAAGAGAUCUAUCAGUCCAUUCAUCUGCCAGUCCAUCCAUCCACCAUUACAUAAUCCAUCAAUUGCUCUAUCUAUAUAUCCAUACAUC